UCAGUAAUAUUGUGCGUCAAGAGUGAUUUCCCUUACCGGCGUUUCGGAUCUAGAAAUUUCUAUAAUUUAUUAAGGUAUAUUUAAAAACGAUAGCAGAUAAACAACUUCUGUAUAUUCAGAGAUGACCGAAGAAAGUACACAGGUUCAAGAAGCAAUGGCAACUGAAGAGAUAAUAAAUCCACGUGUGUUUUUCGACAUUGAAAUUGCCGGUGAUAAAGUGGGUAGAAUUGUGUUUGAGCUUUUCAAAGAUGUUGUUCCUAAGACUGUUGAGAACUUCCGAGCUCUGUGUACCGGAGAGAAGGGCAUCGGUCAGAGUGGCAAACCACUGCAUUAUAAGGGAAGCAUUUUCCACAGAAUCAUUAAGGACUUCAUGAUCCAGGGAGGUGAUUUUACUAACAGUGAUGGAACUGGAGGUGAAAGCAUCUAUGGGGAAAAGUUUGAAGAUGAAGCUUUUACAUAUAAGCAUGACCAGCCUGGGUUGCUGAGUAUGGCGAACGCGGGAGUCAACACAAACGGUUCCCAGUUUUUCAUCACGACAGUGGACACACCACACUUGGAUAACAAGCAUGUGGUGUUUGGGAAGGUGCUCAAGGGAAUGCCAAUAGUCAGAAUGCUGGAGGAUGUAGAGAAAGAGAAAGAGAAACCAGUGAAGGUUUGUCGUAUUGUGGACUGUGGUGAGCUGGCUCCAGGGCAAGACGAUGGAUACAACACGGAUGAUGGAACAGGAGAUAAGUAUGCAGACUGGCCUGAAGACUCUGGGGUGAAGUUUGAUACGGAAGAAGAUACAAUCAAAGUAAUAGCCAUAGUUGGAGAAAUUAAAGAUAUUGGAAAUAAGCUCUAUAAAGAAAAGAGUUAUGAAAAGGCCAAGCAGAAAUACACAAAGGCAAUGAGAUAUAUAGAAAAGCUUGAAGAUGAUGCUGAUCUGACUGAUGAGCAGGAAAAGGAACUCAAGGAGAAGCACAAACUCUCCAUCCAUCUAAACAUAGCUGCAUGUAAGCUGCCAUUGAAAGACUAUGAGGGAACAGUAGAAGAUUGUGAUAAGGCACUGGAUAUAGCACCUGGUAAUAUCAAAGCCUUGUUCCGGAAAGGUCAGGCACAAGUUUAUCUCAAGGCAUGGGAGAAGGCUCAGGAUACAUUGACUAAAGCGGCCAACUUAGAUCCAGAAGAUAAAGUGAUACAGAAAGAGCUUGUCAAGGUGAAAGCUGCCAUGGAACAGGAGAAGAAGAAAGAGAAGCAGAUGUACCAACGCAUGUUUGCAGCAUCAUGACCAGAACCUCACUCAUUUACCCAAAACUGCUCACAUCUUUCGUAAAAUGGUCAUCUGUCUCACACACUUGCAUUUUGGUUAUUGAUCAUUUUUUGAGUAGAUUAGACCAUAUUUGAUAUAUGAAACAAAUGCUUGCAUCAAACACUCGCAUUUUUGUAAUUGAUAAAAAAAUUACUGCUUUGAGUACAAUCAUUUACAUUUGAUUGUCAUUAAAUAUAAAAUGUUUUAAUCAAAAUUAUGUAACAGUUCUUGCACAUCUGCUUUUUUGUAAUUGAUGAACGUUUUUUCUCCUGUGUCUACAUGUAAACUCGUUGUAUUAUUUGUAAACAAAAAAUGUUGAGUUAAUUAUCCCAUUACCGGUAAAUCUGUUGUCAUGCCUAUUUUGUUUUUUGUUUUUUACUGUCAGUCUCACUGUCGCCCGAAUCCUAAGAGCUCAGUUUAAUGCAUUCCAUAUUUAGGUCAUGAAUUGCAUGUUCCUUUAAGCAUGUACAAAGAUUGUAUGAACAUGUAUAAACAUCAUUUUUGUUUGUUUUUGACAUCGCAUUCACAUUGUUUCACCGAUUGUUUAUGUGCCCUUGUUUGAGUAAUUCAGUAGCUUUUGUAUAGAUGAGUAUCUUGCCCAAUAAGUCUUUACAUCAUUUGCUGUAACAUGUUGGGGAUGAAAUGAAUUGUGUAGUGAAAAUAAAUUGAUACGGAUG
Messenger RNA from Dreissena polymorpha, 1965 nucleotides. RefSeq names its product peptidyl-prolyl cis-trans isomerase D-like. Gene Ontology annotation, molecular function: peptidyl-prolyl cis-trans isomerase activity; protein binding. The record is from RefSeq and is a predicted model, not a curated record. Lineage: Eukaryota; Metazoa; Mollusca; Bivalvia; Myida; Dreissenidae. The coding region runs from base 122 to 1267 and encodes 381 amino acids. The transcript has 11 exons. Gene Ontology annotation, biological process: protein folding; protein peptidyl-prolyl isomerization.